This is a messenger RNA of Ustilago hordei, 942 nucleotides long. RefSeq lists its product as uncharacterized. Bases 1 to 942 code for a protein of 313 amino acids. NCBI's taxonomy places the organism in Eukaryota, Fungi, Basidiomycota, Ustilaginomycetes, Ustilaginales, Ustilaginaceae. Gene Ontology annotation, molecular function: SUMO ligase activity; zinc ion binding. The transcript is spliced from 3 exons. The record is from RefSeq and is a predicted model, not a curated record. Gene Ontology annotation, cellular component: Smc5-Smc6 complex; nucleus. Gene Ontology annotation, biological process: protein sumoylation; double-strand break repair via homologous recombination.
AUGCCCAGCUCAACAAGGCGUCGGCGUGUAGACGACAGCGAAGAGGAACAAGAUGUCGCUCCGCCCUCGCAAAGACGAACGCAAGCUUCCACAUCCGCAUCGGCAUCUGCUGGUCCGAGUCGCUCACAACGAAAUUCUCCAACAUCAUCGAUCACAAACGGCAUUGAUCUCACCGCAGAGCUUCGUCCGCAGCCUCUGGGCAAAGAGCACAUCAGCAACAUCAACGGUCUCAUGGCCGACCUCAAGGCACAAGAUUCGAGCAUCGCCAAAUGCAUCGAGCUACUGAGCGAAACGGCAGAACAGGCGGCAGAAGCUUUCCGGCACCAAGAUGAAUGUCCCCAACUUGAACAAGCGGACGCAGAUCUCCGCGAACUCAUCGAUGCGCAAGCAGAAAAGGCGAUCCGAAAGAGUGUCCUGAUGGAGAUUGUGCAGGAUCUUCAGGCUGGAGUCGGAGAUCCAGCGAAGCGAUACAAAGAUGAAGUACAGAAGAAGUUGGAUGCUUACAACAAGCAAACCUCACGCAAGAAGUACGCCAAGAACACAGACUAUCACAACUUCAAGAAUGUCGUCUGGGUAGCAAGGGAAGAAGGAGCCAUGCCUCCUGUUCGAGAUCUCAUCCCUGCAGAAGAAGGUGAUGAUCAAGGCUCGGAUGACGAUCUGGAGAUUGGAGGCGUUUCGCAGAACUUCCGCUGUCCACUCACAACCAACCUUCUCGAAGAUCCUCUCACAAAUACCAACUGCACACACUCAUACUCGCGCAGCGCUAUCAUGGAAUAUGUUGCGGCAGGCAACAACCGUUGUCCUGCCUCGUCGUGUACUGCAACAGUCACCCAACGAACACUCAAGCAAGAUCCGGCGCUAUCAAGAAAGGUGGCGGCAUUCAAGAGAAGAGAAGAGGAGCGUAUCAUUGCUCGACGUCAAAUUUCGACCGUUUUGUAUUGA